Molecule: messenger RNA, 3984 nt
Organism: Penicillium waksmanii
Lineage: Eukaryota; Fungi; Ascomycota; Eurotiomycetes; Eurotiales; Aspergillaceae
Gene: bud4
Exons: 6
Coding region: 1-3984 (1327 amino acids)
Molecular function (GO): GTP binding
Source: RefSeq, a predicted model, not a curated record
AUGAGUGGCGGAUUGGGCCAACGGCCACUCUCAGAAGUGAGUCCCAUGGCGCAACGGCGUAACUCGCCCAUUUGGAACCAAUCCGGCAAGAUCACGACCGGCGACUCGACAUAUGAUGUCUCACCUCUCAACAACAAUGCUUCCCCGCGUCUCUUCUGGAAAGGUCGCGAAUCCCCUUCUCCAACCAAGGGUGUCGAGAAUCACGCCCCGUACGAUCCUGAGAGUUGCGUCCUCCCCGCCCGGAGAGCAUCCCUCGAGAACCUGAAGCGCGCAUCUCGCGUCAAGAACCACGCCAUGUUGCGCGAUGGCCAGGAAUAUGACCCUGCUCACGUAUCAGUUCCUCAAAGACCCCUUGCCGCCGACCGGUCGCCAAACCGAGAGAGCCAGAUGAACCUCGCCAAAUCUCAGUUUGUGGAUGAUGAAGACCUUGGUGAUCUCGGCGACCAAGUACCCAGACCGCACUCCCCAGCAAAGAACAACCAUCACCAGGAAAGUCGUCUCUCUUCCAAGGGCAGCCGGUAUGGCAAGGGCUUUGACCCCCAACACGACAUUUGGUCGGAAUAUGAUAGCGCUGGUCACCGACAUGCUAAGAGCGUAACAUUUGACGUUUCGCCGCCCCAAAUUAACGAAUACGAAAUGCGCACUCCCGACCUAUCCUCAGUUGCGUCCGAAUCGCGUGAGCCCAGCUACGACUCCGAGGAGGACGAUGAUGUGAGCAGCUUUGAGCACGACUCCUUCAUGGACCGUGAUGACAGCUUCGAUGCAUCCCUAGAAGAUAUCGAGAAGACUCCCGUUGUCUUGCCAGAGGAUUGGCGUUUCAUGAGCCCCGACAGCAACAACGGAGAGGAAGACUCAUUCGUGGAGCACACGGAAGAUCAGAACGACAGUCGUCCCACCUCCCGGGACGAGGUGGGCAGCCAACACUCGCGCGUCGAGUCACUCGACUCGAAUGGCGAACGCCGGCCCUUACCACCACUGCCAUCUGUGAACCGGUUAUCUGGCUCUCGACCUUCGUCACCUGAAAAACUCGCGGCCGCCUUCGAAUUGGGUAGUGGUGGCCAGCGGGUAUUGCCUUCAGCGCCGGCGGCAGCUUCGUAUACCAAAUCUGAUAUCAACGGCGGCAUGUCUUUGGAGGAGCGACUGCGUCUCAUGAUGUUGAAUGAUAAAAAGAAGAAUGAGGAGCUGAACGCGAGCCAUCCAAAGACGAUGUUUUUCUCUCCUCCACGCAUCUCGCGCGACUCUAUCCUGCGCGAUAUCCGAAAGGGUGACAGCUUUGAAGAGGAUGUAUAUGAGGACGAGGAUUCUCACGUUUCCGAAGAUGCUCAUCAUUUCGACAAAUAUGACCCCGACGUGCCUAUUCCUUCUCUCGAAACCGAGUAUGACGACGAUGACUCUUCCAGUGUGAUCAUCAAGGAAGAAGCCACCGAUGAUGACCUUUAUGCCAUUCCCGACUACUAUCAAAACUCUUCUGACCACAGCUUAUCAUCGCGCGACCAACGAGCCACCUAUGAUCAAGAUAGCAACUACUCCCUGCGCUCUGCCGCCGAAGCCGCUCAGGCUGCUGCGUUUGAUGAUGAGGAUCGAGCCUCAAGACAAACAACUCCGACGGGAGGAGAAGAUGUCCAGGCUCCCGCUAACCCCCUCUCGAAGGGAAUGGAUGAUUCUGCUGCCCCCAGGGAGUCGCAGGCCUUGGACAUGGCCUCCAUCCGUCAAUCCUUGAAUCGGCCCGUCACUCCUGAGAUCAAGGAGGAAGAGCUCUCCGAACCGUCUACACCCGACUCUGUGAUCCGUCACCCCAUUCAAGACGAGGAGGAUGAGGAUGCGGAAUUCUCACAGGAUGAGGAAGAAGAAGAUCAAGAAUUCAGUUCGUCUGAUGAAUCGGUCCCAGAGCCUAUUGCCACGAUCAAGGCUCCCGGCCAAGGACUGAAAACUCGCCCGUCGCUCACCCCAGCCGAUGUCGAUGCUAUGGCCGCAACACGUCGCAAAAUCAGUGGCCAACACGCUCCUCCCGUUCUAGACAUGCCGAAACAGACUCCUCAGGAACCCGAGACGUCUGACACUGAAGAUUUGGACAAAGCAACGGACCUUCCUCCUCAGCUCACCCUCCCCACUUUGACUCAGCGUCAGUCUAGCUUGAUGCAACUGGACAUCCCGUUCAGCAUUCAGGAGGAGAGUCUCGGCUCCGGUCUGAACAAGGAAUUUGACCGUGUCAUUGAGUCCCAAAAGGUUGCGUUUGCCCUCGCCAUUUUCCAGCUUGAAUCCAGCCCAACGCCAGCCCCCAAGGAAGAACCCUCACUGGCUCCCCUAUCCCCAGGACUUUCAAGUUUCAUCAAGUUUACACCGCAUGCUAACACAUCCCGUCCACAGAGAGGCUACCUCAUGCGACAAAACACCAAGGUUGUCAUUGCUAACAAUCGCAACGAUGACGAGCCCUCGACUCCCGUCGAUCGGACUAGCAAUGACCCCCGAGGCACCCGUUCUGCCGGAUCUUCCCCUCGCAAGGCUAGCCAGCAGACCUGGACCACAGUCCCUUGGAAUGGCUCCACACGCCGUCCAAGUAUCAAGAUGGCUGGCGCGAUUCCUAAAAAGAAGCCGGUCCCAGGAGUAGGAGCUGUACCUCCCCUUCCUGGUCAAUCAAGUAACGUGCAGCAACCUUCUGCGACCAUUGAGGAGAACGAACCGGUCUUAAAUGAGGCCUUUGAGGAUGGCGAGGAACGUGGCCGUCUGUUUGUCAAGGUCGUUGGUCUUAAGUAUUUGGAUCUACCUAUGCCUCGUGGCGAACGAUCAUACUUUGCCCUUACUCUAGACAACGGUCUCCACUGUGUGACCACAUCUUGGCUUGAGCUCGGAAAGACUGCCCCAAUCGGCCAGGAGUUCGAGUUGAUUGUGCAGAACGAUCUUGAGUUCCAGCUCACUCUCCAGAUGAAGGUCGACGAAGCCAAACUCUACCCUCAGGAGUCUGCGAGUUCCCCCAAUCUCUAUGACCGCCUGCGCAAUCUCGUCGCCCGUGAUGGAAGCUUCGGCCGCGCUUACGUGGCUUUGAGUGACCAUGAGAAGAUGGCUUUUGGUCGCCCUUAUACAGUUGACAUUGCCUGCUUCAAUGAAUGGGCUGUUGACGAGCACCCGAGCAGCGUGAAGAGUAAGAAGAGCGCAACCAGUAUGACUGCCCAACGUCGACCACCUUAUAAGAUUGGCAAACUAGAACUUCAGCUACUCUUCGUCCCAAAGCCCAAGGGCGGCAAGGAUGAUGACAUGCCGAAGAGCAUGAACGCCUGCAUUCGGGAAAUGCGGGAUGCUGAGAGUGUUACUGCGCGAAGCUUUGAGGGAUUCCUCUCCCAGCAGGGUGGUGAUUGUCCUUUCUGGCGCCGUCGUUUCUUCAAGCUCGAAGGCUCGAAGCUGACAGCCUACCACGAAACCACUCGCCAACCUCGCGCGACAAUCAAUCUCGCGAAGGCAGCCAAGUUGAUCGAUGACCGAUCUUCUUUAGUUCAGAAGGAGACUAGCACAAGGGGAGGCGGCCGUCGCAAGUCUGCAUUUGCAGAGGAAGAAGAUGGGUAUAUGUUCGUGGAAGAAGGCUUCCGAAUUCGCUUUGGAAACGGCGAAGUUAUCGACUUCUACGCGGACAGCGCGGUUGAUAAGGACGGCUGGCUCCGAGUCAUGUCAGAAGCUGUAGGCAAGGGAGCCACUUCCGGCAACGGUGCCAUGAAGCCAUGGGCCGAUCUUGUGCUCCGACGCGAGCGCAGCAUGAAGUCACGCCGCCUGACCACCGAUCGUCUCCCUCCACCCAGCAGUAUUCCGGUUGCCCCAUCAUCUCCUGUUGGCAAGCGACAAAGUGUUGCGAUGGGACCUCCAGCUUCAGCAGGAACGGGGGCGCAGGCGCCCCAAUCCCCGCGCCCGCGACCAUCGGGACACAAGCACACUUACUCUCAACCUGAUAUCGGUACGGACGCCCGUCGCCAGAAGACCCGAUCCCUCAUGUUUUGA